UUUAAGCGAACCACGAACAAGAGCGGAUCCGGGCAAAAGUACUUUUCACUUAUAUUCUGAAUAAAGAAGAAAUUUUCCUUUGUAAAAACACUUUCAUUUAUCAUUUAAAAAAAAGUAUCUUUUUAAAGUAGAUAACGCGAGAGUAUUGUAUUAUUUGCUAAUAGGAAAACGCUGCCUUAAUCGGAUCAAAAAAGAUAUUCUCGUUUUGCUCCCUGAGUGCGAAAGAAAAAAAAAAGAUACUGCGGUCAUAUUUUGGGGAGUUCUUUUUCGCUGAGUUCAUUGUGGAAGAAUUGGUUUUUCGCUGUUGUGUAAUUUGCGUUUUCGUUCGCCAUUUUUACGCUUUGUUGCCGCUAACUUUAAGAGUACUUGUAUAUUUUUCGCUUCAUAAUCUGUUUUCGGUGAUAAAAGAAAAAGUACAAUCCAAUAUUGGAAAAAAAGCAAGCUACCCACACCACCACCACCCAACUUCUGUCCACCACCCCAGCUCGAGUGCAAGUGUACCCGUAGUUUUACGAAAAUAAAAUUUUAUAACGAUUUAAAAAAAAAAAAAUAAAAAUAAAAAAUUCAUUAGUUUCGCCGUAGCACGCAUUUAGAACAGAUUUCGGAGAACGGAACAAGCCUUAGCAGACAUAAUUAAAGAUAAAUAUAUUCAGAUACUCACGCGAUUCGCAGAUCCCUUUCAGUUUUGUACAUAAGGCCUUGAAGAAAAUUUUGAAAAAAAAAAUCUGAAAUUCGGAAAAUCUGAAAAUCUGAGCAUUAAGGAUUAAAGAAACAACUAUAGAUCGUACUCUAGUGCUAAAAUUGCUGCCAUACCGACGUAAGAUUAACCAAAAAUUCUAGUUUUAUCAAAGGAUCCAACUGCAGUGUGUAACGAGCACCUUCGUCACGGUUUUAAGUGCGUGUGUUACUACUCUGAGCCGCAAACGGUACUCGUAUCUCAGAAAAUUACACACAAGUAACUAAAAAAGAUACAAAUUAAUGAAUCGCUUUCUCCAUUCUUCUCUCGCUUGACUAAAAAGUGCUUGCAAAAUUGUAAAUAUCAUAGAUUAUGCGUUUUAAGGAUAUAAUUUUUAAGUGAAAUUUUAAGGUGCUUUUUCUAAGAGAAAAUAUUAUUUAUUAUCGCAAAUUGUAAGGAAUGAGGGGCAUUUUCUUAGAGUGAAAAUUCCGCUAGUUGAAAUGCAACGUAUCCUGAAAAUGCGACUCGGUCGAAGGGCAUUCUAGAGGUGAACGUGUACUCGAAGGAAAGCUCUAAAAUCGAAGUGGAGCACUCAAGAAGGAUUCAUACCCGUGAAAGCUGUCAACUGAGUUGAGCCCUCAAACGUGGAAAAACAGGAAAUUACUUUAUGACCUCGAGCAAGUAGAGAAUACCAAAUUAGAGUAAAUUAACAAGUUUAAGUGCGGAGAGUUAUGACACGCGUACAUCCUGAUGUAACCCUCGUCUAACGGUCGCAGAAACCAAGUGAAUAUUAACCCGAGUAGCUAAGACACAAAUAAACAAAUCGACAAACAGUGGAUAAUUGCGUUCAAGUGGAAGCAGCUUUACCACCGUCGUCACCGUCGCCACCGCCAUCAGGACUAUUAAGGAUAAAGGACGUGUGCUGCUCUAGCAGGUAACCAUAGCAGUGGUGGAAAAGCAGCAGUAGCAACGACAGCAGGCCGAGCAACGUCAUCGGGCAGCGAACAAGGACGACAUCAACGGAUCGUGUCCUUUAGCGAACCGCACAUUCCCAUCGUUUGACCCGCCCGAAAAAUUUCGAUCGUUCGUCCUAUUCAACGAACUUGUGAUAGCCGGCGGGCGCCUAACAAAAAUGGCGCCUCGGAUAUAGUCCUAACUAUAUAGUGUAGUGGGCGACAUCCAUGUGCCUCAUGCCUUGGAAUACUAAGGCGCUCAUCGUUGGCCGUAUAGACAAUGACAGAAGACUCCGACUCGAUAUCUGAGGAAGAACGCAGCUUGUUCCGUCCCUUUACCCGCGAAUCAUUGCAAGCUAUUGAAGCACGUAUUGCCAUAGAGCGUGCUAAACAAAAAGAACUGGAAAGAAAGAGAGCUGAGGGAGAGGUGCCGCAAUAUGGCCGCAAGAAAAAGCAAAAAGAAAUCCGAUAUGAUGAUGAAGAUGAGGAUGAAGGACCACAACCGGAUCCUACACUUGAACAGGGUGUUCCCAUACCUGUUCGAUUGCAGGGCGGCUUCCCACCGGAAUUGGCCUCCACUCCUCUCGAGGAUAUUGACCCAUACUAUUCAAACGUACUGACAUUCGUAGUUGUUAGUAAAGGAAAAGAUAUUUUUCGGUUUUCUGCAUCAAAAGCAAUGUGGCUACUCGAUCCGUUCAACCCAAUACGUCGCGUAGCUAUUUAUAUUUUGGUACAUCCACUAUUUUCACUUUUUAUAAUUACAACGAUUCUCGUUAAUUGUAUUCUGAUGAUAAUGCCGACGACACCAACAGUCGAAUCUACUGAGGUGAUAUUCACCGGAAUCUACACAUUUGAAUCAGCUGUUAAAGUGAUGGCACGAGGUUUCAUUUUAUGCCCGUUUACGUAUCUUAGAGAUGCAUGGAAUUGGCUGGACUUCGUAGUAAUAGCUUUAGCCUAUGUAACGAUGGGUAUCGACUUGGGCAAUCUCGCUGCCUUAAGGACGUUCAGAGUGUUACGAGCACUUAAAACGGUCGCCAUCGUUCCAGGCUUGAAGACCAUCGUCGGCGCUGUCAUCGAAUCUGUAAAAAAUCUGCGAGAUGUGAUAAUUCUAACGAUGUUCUCGCUGUCUGUGUUCGCACUUAUGGGUUUGCAAAUUUAUAUGGGCGUUCUGACACAAAAGUGCAUUAAAAAAUUCCCAAUGGAUGGCUCGUGGGGCAAUCUAACCGAUGAGAACUGGAGCAACUUUAAUAAAAACGAAAGUAAUUGGUUCAUCUUGGAUGAUGGUGUUACGAUACCGCUUUGCGGGAACUCAUCAGGAGCUGGCCAAUGUAAGGAAGGCUACAUUUGCCUACAGGGUUUCGGUCCAAAUCCAAAUUACGGGUACACAAGCUUCGACACAUUCGGUUGGGCAUUUCUCUCCGCCUUUCGUCUUAUGACUCAGGACUAUUGGGAAAAUUUAUAUCAAUUAGUAUUAAGGUCAGCCGGUCCAUGGCAUAUGUUAUUUUUCAUUGUGAUCAUAUUUCUGGGCUCAUUCUAUUUGGUCAACUUGAUCUUGGCCAUUGUCGCCAUGUCGUACGAUGAGUUACAGAAAAAGGCUGAAGAAGAAGAGUUAGCCGAAGAGGAAGCGUUAAGGGAAGCCGAAGAGGCUGCAGCCGCAAAAGCCGCCAAACUGGAGGAACGUGCAAAUGCCGCUGCUGCUGCAGAAGCUGCUGCCGCCGCUGCGGAGGCUGCUGCCAACAAUCCAGACAAUAUGGCAAAAAGUCCUUCAGACUUUUCAUGUCACAGCUAUGAAUCAUUUGUAGGCGAAGAGAAGGGCAAUGAUGACAACAACAAGGAGAAAAUGUCGAUACGAAGCGAAGGAUUGGAGUCGGUGAGCGAAAUGCAAAGACCAACAGCACCCACAGCUUAUUCAGCCGCAUCUAAAGUACGCAAAGUCAGUACGGCUUCUUUAUCACUUCCUGGAUCGCCCUUUAACAUCCGACGGGGAUCACGCGGAUCACAUCAGUUUACGAUACGAAAUGGACGAGGCCGUUUCGGAAUACCAGGAAGCGAUCGGAAACCACUGGUAUUAUCGACAUAUCUUGAUGCACAAGAGCAUUUACCAUACGCCGAUGAUUCAAAUGCUGUUACGCCAAUGUCUGAGGAGAAUGGAGCCAUCAUUGUACCCGUUUAUUAUGGCAACCUAGGUAGAUCUCGACAUUCCUCAUAUACCUCGCAUCAGUCUAGAAUAUCAUAUACUUCUCAUGGAGAUCUUCUUGGCGGUAGUAUGACAAAAGAGAGUAAAUUACGUAAUCGUUCGUCACGUAAUCAAUCGAUAGCACCGUCAAAUGGAGCCAGCUAUGUAGAUACUAAUCAUAAGAGUCAUAGAGAAUAUGAGGUAUCAACAGACUGUACAGACGAGGCUGGCAAAAUAAAACAUCACGACAAUCCUUUCAUUGAGCCCGUCCAAGCACAAACUGUAGUCGACAUGAAAGAUGUCAUGGUCCUGAAUGAUAUUAUUGAGCAAGCUGGUCGACAGAGUCGCGCUAGCGAUCGCGGAGUUUCUGUCUACUAUUUUCCGACAGACGACGAUGAUGAAGAUGGUCCUACAUUUAAGGAUAAAGCAUUAGAGGCCUUAUUAAAAGGAAUCGACAUAUUCUGCGUCUGGGACUGCUGCUGGCCCUGGCUGAAAUUCCAAGAAUGGGUGGCAUUCUUAGUUUUCGAUCCAUUUGUUGAGCUUUUCAUUACGUUAUGUAUUGUUGUUAAUACACUUUUUAUGGCAUUGGAUCAUCACGAUAUGAAUAAGGAUAUGGAAAGAGCACUGAAAAGUGGUAACUAUUUCUUCACAGCAACAUUCGCCAUAGAAGCCACCCUCAAACUGAUAGCAAUGAGUCCCAAAUAUUAUUUUCAAGAAGGAUGGAAUAUUUUCGAUUUUAUUAUAGUAGCGCUAUCAUUGCUCGAACUUGGGCUUGAAGGAGUUCAAGGAUUAUCAGUUUUACGUUCAUUUCGUUUGCUUCGAGUGUUUAAAUUAGCUAAAUCCUGGCCAACAUUGAAUUUAUUAAUUUCUAUAAUGGGUCGGACAAUGGGCGCUUUGGGUAAUCUAACGUUUGUGUUAUGCAUUAUUAUCUUCAUAUUUGCUGUAAUGGGAAUGCAACUGUUCGGUAAAAAUUAUUUCGAUCAUGUGGAUCGAUUUCUGGACGGUGAUUUACCUCGUUGGAAUUUCACCGACUUUAUGCACUCAUUUAUGAUCGUUUUUCGUGUUUUAUGCGGAGAAUGGAUCGAAUCAAUGUGGGAUUGUAUGCUCGUAGGGGAUGUAUCAUGCAUUCCAUUCUUCCUAGCAACUGUAGUUAUUGGAAAUUUAGUCGUACUUAAUCUUUUCUUAGCUUUGCUCUUGUCAAAUUUCGGUUCAUCAAGUUUAUCAGCACCGGCAGCAGAUAAUGACACCAAUAAAAUAGCAGAGGCCUUUAAUCGAAUAUCGCGUUUUAUAAAUUGGAUAAAACGAAAUAUAGCGAAUGCAUUAAAAUACGUUCGUAAUAAAUUAACAAAUCAAAUCUCCGAUCAGCCACCAGGUGAGAGGGCCAACCACAUCAGUUGGAUAUGGAGCGAAGGCAAGGGGGUUUGUCGUUGUAUAUCUGCAGAACAUGGUGAUAAUGAGCUCGAGUUAGGACCCGACGAUAUCUUGGUCGAUGGACUGCUGAAAAAAGGCGUGAAAGAGCAGAAUCAACUUGAAGUGGCCAUCGGAGAUGGGAUGGAGUUCACCAUACAUGGCGAUUUGAAGAGUAAAUCAAAGAAGGGAAAACUAAUGAACAAUACCGCGAUGAUAGGCAAUUCAAUAAACCAUCAAGACAAUAGAUUGGAGCACGAACUAAAUCACAGAGGUUUGUCCUUACAGGACGAUGACACUGCCAGCAUAAAUUCAUAUGGAAGUCAUAAAAAUCGACCGUUCAAGGAUGAAAGUCAUAAAGGUAGUGCUGAAACAAUGGACGGUGAAGAAAAGCGUGAUGUUAGUAAAGAAGAUCUAGGACUUGAUGAAGAACUCGAUGAAGAAUGUGAAGGCGAAGAAGGACCACUCGACGAAGGAUUAGUUAUACAAGCCGAUGAUGUUGUAGAAGAUGAAUAUCCGGCUGACUGUUGCCCAGAUCCAUGCUAUAAAAAAUUUCCUGUAUUAGCUGGAGAUGAUGAUGCACCAUUCUGGCAGGGCUGGGCAAAUCUUCGACUGAAAACUUUUCAAUUAAUCGAGAACAAAUAUUUUGAAACUGCUGUUAUUACGAUGAUUUUACUUAGUAGUUUAGCUUUGGCGCUAGAAGACGUUCAUCUACCCCAACGACCAAUCCUGCAAGAUAUCCUUUAUUAUAUGGACAGAAUAUUUACGGUGAUAUUUUUCAUAGAAAUGUUAAUUAAGUGGCUUGCAUUGGGCUUCAAAGUUUAUUUUACAAACGCAUGGUGUUGGCUUGAUUUCAUCAUUGUAAUGGUGUCGCUAAUCAACUUCGUGGCUUCACUUUGUGGAGCUGGUGGUAUUCAAGCCUUCAAAACCAUGCGUACGCUUAGAGCACUGAGACCUUUGCGUGCCAUGUCCCGAAUGCAAGGCAUGAGGGUCGUCGUAAAUGCGUUGGUUCAAGCUAUACCGUCCAUCUUCAAUGUGCUAUUGGUGUGUCUAAUAUUUUGGCUUAUAUUUGCCAUCAUGGGUGUACAGCUUUUUGCUGGAAAAUAUUUCAAGUGCGUUGACUUGAAUAAGACCACCCUUAGUCAUGAAAUAAUUCCAAAUAAAAAUGCAUGUAUGAAUGAGAAUUACACAUGGGAGAAUUCACCAAUGAAUUUCGAUCAUGUCGGUAACGCAUAUCUGUGUUUGUUUCAAGUUGCUACAUUCAAAGGUUGGAUACAAAUUAUGAAUGAUGCUAUUGAUUCAAGAGAUGUGGAUAAACAACCUAUUCGCGAAACAAACAUUUACAUGUAUUUGUAUUUUGUAUUCUUUAUUAUUUUUGGAUCAUUUUUCACACUUAACCUAUUCAUUGGUGUGAUCAUCGAUAAUUUCAAUGAACAAAAGAAAAAAGCCGGUGGUUCACUAGAAAUGUUUAUGACAGAAGAUCAAAAGAAAUACUAUAAUGCUAUGAAGAAAAUGGGAUCGAAAAAACCGCUUAAAGCUAUCCCACGACCGAAGUGGCGACCGCAAGCAAUAGUUUUUGAAAUAGUUACAGAUAAAAAAUUCGAUAUGAUCAUUAUGUUAUUUAUUGGUUUCAAUAUGUUAACAAUGACAAUGGAUCACUAUCAACAAUCACAAACAUUUAGUGACGUUUUAGAUUAUCUUAAUAUGAUAUUCAUUGCGAUAUUUAGCUCCGAAUGCCUAAUGAAAAUAUUUGCAUUGCGUUAUCAUUAUUUCGUCGAGCCGUGGAAUUUAUUUGAUUUUGUAGUAGUCAUUUUAUCCAUCUUAGGUCUUGUGCUAAGCGAUAUCAUCGAAAAGUAUUUUGUAUCACCAACAUUACUUCGUGUAGUGCGUGUAGCUAAAGUAGGUCGUGUUUUGCGAUUGGUCAAAGGUGCAAAGGGUAUACGUACAUUACUAUUUGCGCUGGCCAUGUCCCUGCCCGCCUUAUUCAAUAUUUGUCUGCUUCUUUUCCUUGUGAUGUUUAUCUUUGCAAUAUUCGGCAUGUCGUUUUUCAUGCAUGUCAAGGACAAAAGCGGAUUAGAUGAUGUAUAUAAUUUUAAAACAUUUGGACAGAGUAUGAUAUUACUUUUCCAGAUGUCUACCUCAGCGGGCUGGGAUGGUGUGUUAGAUGGUAUAAUAAAUGAAGAAGAAUGUGAUCCACCGGACAAUGAUCGUGGGUAUCCAGGCAAUUGCGGCUCAGCCACUGUGGGCAUUACAUUUCUACUAUCAUAUCUAGUCAUAAGUUUUUUGAUAGUCAUUAAUAUGUAUAUUGCCGUCAUUCUCGAGAACUACAGUCAAGCUACAGAAGAUGUACAAGAAGGUCUUACAGACGAUGAUUAUGAUAUGUACUACGAGAUUUGGCAACAAUUCGAUCCAGAAGGCACACAGUACAUCCGUUACGAUCAACUGUCCGAAUUUUUAGAUGUAUUAGAACCUCCGUUACAAAUUCAUAAGCCGAAUAAAUAUAAAAUAAUUUCUAUGGAUAUACCUAUAUGUCGCGGUGACCUUAUGUAUUGCGUCGAUAUCUUAGAUGCGCUGACGAAGGACUUCUUCGCACGUAAAGGCAACCCUAUCGAGGAUACGGGUGAUGUCGGGGAAGUGGUAGCGCGACCGGAAACUGAAGGAUACGAGCCUGUCUCGUCAACACUAUGGCGUCAACGAGAGGAAUAUUGUGCCCGGCUCAUACAGAAUGCCUGGCGUAAACAUAAACAGCACAAAGAUGACGGACACGAAGGGACGGGGGACGACACUGACUUCGAUGGUGGUGGCGAAGGGCCAGACAAUAUGAAAGGCAGCGGUGGUCCAAAUAGUCCCGAAUGUAAUUCCCCUAAAGAGACAAAAAACGACACAGCUGACGGACCAUUGAGUCCGAGCAGUGCGGGUAGUGGGACGGACCAACAAGGCCGUCAAACCGCCGUUUUAGUAGAAAGUGAUGGCUUUGUGACAAAAAACGGUCAUAGAGUUGUAAUUCACUCAAGAUCUCCAAGUAUAACAUCACGAACGGCAGAUGUCUGAGGUAGGCCUCGCCCCCCUCUCCAGGAAGCACGACAGAAUUAAUGUAUGUAGAUGAUCUCCCUAAUUGAGAUUUUUUUUUUGGGGUUUUUUUUAUCAAAUUCCUUAUCAACUUCAUUCAUUUUUCAUUGAAAGUAAAAUCUUACUAUGAAGCCGAUGAAAGUAAUAAGCUCCGAUUUAUACGAAAUAAAAACAACUCUACGAUCUUCGAAAAGUCUCUUAAACGUGGAAUUAUAGUGUAAAAAUUGAACGUAGCCGAGACCAAGCAUACGAGUGAGGGGGUGUCAGCACCCUUGAACUGUGUCUCUUACAAAAAUCAAAGAAUUAGGAAAUUAUCCACCAUUGCAUUCACUACACCAUUGAUAAGCCUUUAAUUGAAAUUUUCCUAAAGUUAUUGACCCAAGAGAAUCCUUAUUACAAAGUUUUGCCCGAAAUCAGACCCAGGUGCAGGAUAAAAAAAAAUGUAUUGGUUCUGCUCCUUCCCAUCCGUUCUAACUAUGCUAUAAUUCCUUGUCGAUGAGUUUAUUAAAAAUUUAAAUAAUAAAUUAUGGAAGCCGACUGCCAUUAAUAAGAAAAAUUAAUAUCGAAAUUAUACUAACUUAAAAAAAAAAACAUUGAAAUAUUAUGUAAGAAAGGACAAUGUUUUCUGUUUUUUUAUCUAAAAUAUACAAACUAACGAUACUGGGUUUGGAUGUAAGGAAAGAUUAAAGAUAGAAAUCGGACACCAUCUGUAAGACAAGGAAACAUUCAAACAAAAGUGAAAAACUUGGAGCUGGGGCGCAUGUUCAUUUAACAACAGAAACAAUCUUAACAAUAAGUAAAAUCUUAAAAUCAACAACCAAAUGCAAACUAUAGUGAAAUUCAAGUGGUCUAUCUGAAGUGGUGAAAGAAAUUGUGUUUUCGUUUAUUCUGACCAAAGGAAAUGAAAAACUAAUAGAAUCAGCCGAAACCAAACGAUUGAAGUGGUUUGAUAUUAACAUUAAUCCAUGGAUAUUUUUCGAAAAGAUAAAGAUAAACUGAACGAACUGCGAAACAGUGAAAAGACAGUGACGAUAUGAAACUAAUUUAAAACCAAUCUAAGGCAUUCGCACGCGCUCUCACUUCUGAUGUUUUUGCUUCAGAUUAUAAAGUAAUGAGUAAAAAAGGACAAAGGGACAACAAUCUAGGUCAUUAUAAAAGCAAAUUAAACAAGGGCGAAACUUGUUAUAAGAUCUUAAGCUUAAAUGAAUAAAUACGAAAAAA
Molecule: messenger RNA, 9502 nt
Organism: Hermetia illucens (black soldier fly)
Lineage: Eukaryota; Metazoa; Arthropoda; Insecta; Diptera; Stratiomyidae
Gene: para
Product: sodium channel protein para
Exons: 31
Coding region: 1910-8263 (2117 amino acids)
Biological process (GO): sodium ion transmembrane transport; membrane depolarization during action potential; neuronal action potential
Cellular component (GO): plasma membrane; voltage-gated sodium channel complex
Molecular function (GO): voltage-gated sodium channel activity; calcium ion binding
Source: RefSeq, a predicted model, not a curated record